This is a messenger RNA of Heteronotia binoei (common prickly gecko), 1491 nucleotides long. RefSeq lists its product as uncharacterized. NCBI's taxonomy places the organism in Eukaryota, Metazoa, Chordata, Lepidosauria, Squamata, Gekkonidae. The record is from RefSeq and is a predicted model, not a curated record. Bases 301 to 954 code for a protein of 217 amino acids. The transcript is spliced from 2 exons.
GAUUAUCUAUUGCGUAACCCCUGUCUCCACGGCCAUUGCUUUCCUACCCUGCGCUAGCGCGUGGCGUUUUGAGGCCCAGACUGGGCAAACCUGCUUCUAAAAGCAGCCGUUGUCAGCUGUCCUUCUGGGCAUGCACCCAGCAGCUAGCAAGGCAAGGGAAUUGGCACAGGCUACGGUAAGCAGCGGCCUGCUGUGGCGGCUUGAUGAAGCCCUUGGCUUGCCCCCUUGCUUCCAGCUGCUUCCCGCUGCAAAGACUUGCCUGUGGGUACCCCGACACACCUGCUUCCCCUGGGAUUUGUGAUGGGUCACCGCUGGCUGCGCCUGGUGUUUGCUCUCGUUGCAGUUGCUACCAACAACAUGGGAGGCGACAUUCCCGUGACAGAGGCCCCUGGUGCCCGUCGGUGGGCACUGUGUCUGCAGGACGAGAACCCAGAACCACAGGAGAUACACCCGGCAGUGUCCAAAUUCAGUGCUUGCAUGCUGCGUUGCGCCACCCAAGCCAUGCUUGGGAUAGUCAGCACCAGGCCCAGCACCUCAUUGAAGCUCAACGAAGGCAAGGAAGGUGAAGAUCAUGAAUUCUGCUGGAUGCUGCAUCUCCGCUGCCAGAAGGGAGAGAGGCUCACCAAGGCCUUCAUCCUCCUUAACUUGGAGCAACCUCCAGACGGAGGUCAGCCACCUCCCUACAGGCUGCUCCUCACUGCUCCUCCUUCACUACGCCAGCACCUGCGAGUCCACCAUGGCAGCCGUGCCGGGAGGCUGCUUCCAGGAGAAGCCUGCGGCAUGCGCUUUGAUGUGACUGAGCCCUUCCGUAACGCUGAAGGGGGGCAGGCCGCAGAGAUGUGCGUCAGAGCUGUCUGUCCUGCAGACGAUACCUGCGGCAGCUUGUCUUUGGCGUUACAGUGCCCACCCUUCCUGGCAACAUUGUGGCGCAGCAUACCUCGACCUGAUGGCUAGGCGACAGAACAGCUGGCCGGGCUUGCUCCAUGAUGGAGGGAGGCCUAGCAACUUUUGGGAGCAGAUGAGGGGAAAGGGCACUACUUUGCACGCACAGAUUCCGGCUCAACCACCAGUGUAUUCGAAGUAUUCGAAGAGACUGUAAAACCCUGUGAUGGUGGUGGCGUUAGCACUCCUUGUCAAGACUGGGGGAGAGAACCCAUGACGGGAUGAUUAUUCUUCCCUGCUCAGCCAUUGAGCCAUUAAUGGUGGGUGGGACGGUGGCGUUACCUCAUUUGCUAGAACUGUUACCACCCCAUUCUCCCACCUUUACCUGACUGAAUCGUGGUGCCCAGCUCCCUAUGUCAUUCCCCUCUCAGUCCAUUCCUUUGUUUCCAUUAGGCCUUUUCUUGAUUAAUUCUUGGAAGACUACUGUUACUGAUAAGGCCUGAACUAAAUAUUAUCCCCAGUCACAUGAAGUGGAAGGGGGGAAAGCUUUGUAAUGCAGCCAAAUCUCCUACUGUGUGAGGCUUUUAGAAUAAAUAAGCCAAGCUACUA